Triticum urartu is the source of this 1874-nucleotide messenger RNA. Its product is annotated as protein NRT1/ PTR FAMILY 5.10. Gene Ontology annotation, molecular function: transmembrane transporter activity. Gene Ontology annotation, cellular component: membrane. NCBI's taxonomy places the organism in Eukaryota, Viridiplantae, Streptophyta, Magnoliopsida, Poales, Poaceae. The record is from RefSeq and is a predicted model, not a curated record. Gene Ontology annotation, biological process: transmembrane transport.
CCAACAGAGUACUGAGAGGUAUAGCAUGAUGGGAAUGGUGGACGCCGAGGCUCCCUUCCUUACGGAGCACACGGAAGAUGGGCCACCGCUCGCUGGCGUCUCCGACUUCCGUGGCCGCCUCGUCUACCGCACCUCCUCCGGCGGGUGGCGCUCCACCCUCUUCGUCGUCGUGAUGGAGGUCGCCAGCGCUUUCUCCUACUACGGCGUGUCGGCGAACCUGAUCACGUACCUGACGGGGCCGCUGGGCCACUCUAACGCUGCCGCAGCUGCCGGCGGGAAUUGGUGGGGACGGGCCACGCUGAUGCCGCUGCUGGGCGCCUUCGUCGCCGACUCAUGGCUGGGGCGCUACCGGUCCAUCAUCCUUGCCUGCAUCCUCUACGUCAUGGGGUAUGCCAUGAUCACUCUAUCAUCGGUGCUCUCGACACAUCAUCCAUCAUUACCCGACAACACCUCUUCCCAUCCCUUGUCGCUGCAGGUGGCCUUCUUCUACGCUUCCCUUUAUCUCAUUGCCAUCGCGCAGGGUGCAGACAAUCCAUGUGCACUGGCCUUUGCUGCUGACCAGUUCGAUCCCGACCACCCUAGGGAAUGCGCCGCCCGCAGCUCUUUGUUCAAUUGGUGGUACUUCUCCUUGGCUAUAGGUAUCACCAUUUCUGUUGGUGUAGUCAGCUACAUCCAGGAGAACCUUGGAUGGGGAAUUGGAUUUGGCAUGCUCUGUGCCCUCAUGCUAUGUGCCUUCGUUGUCUUCCUCCUCGGCACCCCUACAUAUCGCCUCUAUGAUGCCACUCCCGGCACGGAUAGCCCCUUCGUGCUCCUUGCUCGUAGCCUGGCUGUGCUAGUCCAGCAUGACAAUGCCACUUCAAGCUCAUUGCUCGGUACAAAAAUAGAAUAUCAGCUGGAAUACAAAGACACUGCAACCAAAAAAGAGGACGCGCGUGCUGUGUUGCGGUUGCUAUCAAUUUGGGUGGCAUGCCUGGCGUAUGGUGUGGCAUUUGCGCAGGUCAUGACGCUCUUUAACAAGCAGGGCCGCACCCUGGACCGCCACAUCUUUGGCGGAUUGGAGCUGCCACCGGCGGCGCUGCAAACGUUGGGGCCUGCGUCAAUCCUAUUGUUUGUCCCCAUAUAUGAUCGUGUAUUGGUCCCAGUGUUGAGGCGCGCGACGGGCACCCUGUCAGGACUGACAUUGCUGCAGCGUGUGGGCACGGGCAUGGUGCUGACCCUGGCCUCGAUGUUGGUGGCGGCAUUGGUGGAAACACGUCGCCUUGAGACGGCACGGGAGCACGGCCUGGUGGACGACCCGGAAGCAACGGUGCCGAUGUGCUGGGCGUGGCUGGUGCCACAAUACGUUUUGAUUGGGGUCGCAGGUGUGUUCGCGGAAGUGGGUAUGCAAGAGUUCUUCUACGACCAGAUGCCCAGUGAGCUACGCAGCUUGGGCAUGGCACUCUACUAUAGCGUGAUCGGCAUGGGCAACUUCAUCAGCGGCACUCUUGUCUCCCUAAUCGACCGCAUCACCAGCAACGGUGGUGGCGACAGCUGGUUCGCGGACAACCUUAACCGUGCUCACCUCGACUACUUCUACUGGUUGCUCGCCGGCUUCAGCGCCGCCCAACUCGCGCUCUACCUCCACUGCGCAAGUACCUAUGUCUACAGCCACAAGAGGCUCCGCUGAAGUAAGGGCCUACCGCCCGGUGGAUGUGCACUAGUGCAAUGUUUUUUUAGUGGAGUACCAUGUUGUUACGCACUGAAAUUUCUGACAAUGGAUGUGUGUCUAUAUCUAUACCAUGUUGUUACGUACUGAAAUUUCUAAUAUAUAUAUAGGACGGCAGUUUGGGACACCUAGGUGCCCAGGCUCCUAGCCUUUCGACCGCUCGAUUGCA